AUUUUCUAUGAUUACGUUUCGACCCUUUUCGCCGUUCCUUCCAUCUCUCUUUUUUUAUAUUCCUUUCUGACCUUCCCUGAUAAUUCUUCCUUGAUUUAAGAUUCUUCUUCGUUUAAUGCUCUUUCUUUGUGUCAGACUUUCCUGAUUUCUUCUUCAAACAGGAAACUUGAAGACGAGAUCUUGCGAGGAAACUGAAUUUUAGCGCUCGAAAAAUACAGAUCCGAGGUUAAUCAUGGCGGAAGAGCACAGAUGCGAAGCACCGGAAGGGCACCGUCUAUGCGCCAACAACUGCGGCUUCUUUGGCAGCCCAGCCACGAUGAACAUGUGCUCCAAAUGCUACAGAGACUAUUGCCUUAAGGAGCAUCAACAAGCCUCCAUCAAAGCCUCCCUUUCUGCUUCCUCUCCUUCCUUCUCUCUCUCAUCAGCAGCCGAGUCCUUCUCAUCUCUCACCCAACCGGAGAUCACUGGAGAUGUACAGAACACGGUGGCGGAGAUAGCUACGGCGAUGGGGACGGUGCAGCAGCCUAGUCGGUGUUCGUUGUGCAGAAAACGGGUCGGUUUGACCGGGUUCAAGUGUCGGUGUGGCACCACGUAUUGUGGGACCCACAGGUACCCGGAGAAACACGAUUGCACGUUCGAUUACAGGACGGCUGGUAGAGAAGAGAUUGCGAGGGCUAAUCCGCUGGUCAAAGGUGAAAAACUCGAGAAGAUCUAGACUAUUGAUGGCCUCAAUCAGGACCGUGCAAAAACCAAAUAUCACGUAUUUGAACGCAGAUUGAUGUUCUGUUGAUGACUACCGUUGAUCAGGGCCGUUCAUCUUGCAUUGAUGUUUAUAAACAUAUUGCUUUUUUAAGUUGUUAAUUUGAUGUGGGUUUUACUGUUUUUGUAAAAAAAUGAAACAAAAAAAGUCGUUUUCUUGGUGGAGUUGAAAGGUGAGUGCUGGUUUGGUUGGUUCCGUGUAGAUUCUUCCUAAGCUUGGACCUUUUGUCCGAGUUGUAAUGCUUCAUCCAGUCACAUAUUUGAUAUUUAUUGAAAUGCUUCUCUAUCAUAUAA
Messenger RNA from Tripterygium wilfordii, 1053 nucleotides. Its product is annotated as zinc finger A20 and AN1 domain-containing stress-associated protein 4-like. Gene Ontology annotation, molecular function: DNA binding; zinc ion binding. NCBI's taxonomy places the organism in Eukaryota, Viridiplantae, Streptophyta, Magnoliopsida, Celastrales, Celastraceae. The coding region runs from base 233 to 715 and encodes 160 amino acids. The record is from RefSeq and is a predicted model, not a curated record. The transcript is spliced from 2 exons.